Drosophila subpulchrella is the source of this 540-nucleotide messenger RNA. RefSeq lists its product as uncharacterized. Bases 1 to 540 code for a protein of 179 amino acids. Lineage: Eukaryota; Metazoa; Arthropoda; Insecta; Diptera; Drosophilidae. The transcript is spliced from 3 exons. The record is from RefSeq and is a predicted model, not a curated record.
AUGGAUUAUAGACUUGUAAUUUUUGGGCUUUCGGUGUCAGUUGCCUUUCUAAUAUGCAGUGAGGCACCUUCUGUAAAAAUGACAAAUGCUGUCUGUAAGUCAUAUAACAAAUCGUGGGUCGCUGUCCAUUAUUGUCGCCUGAAGGCCUAUUCUCGAAACAAGACUAGCUUGAAUAUAAAUGCCACGUUUAUUGAGCCAGCCUAUCAUAUAUCCCUUCACUUGAAGAUGAUGAAGAAGGCCAGUGGAUACAAGCCGUUUCUUUUCGAUUACACCAUCGAUGCCUGUGAGUUUAUGAGAAGGCGAAACCAACCCGUUGCCAAGAUCAUCUGGAAUAUGAUCAAGGAUGUAUCCACCAUAAACCACACUUGUCCUUAUAUGGGCUUGCAAAUGUUAUCUGAUUUCUAUUCAAUUCAAUUUCCCGUUCAACUACCGACUGGAGAAUACCUUCUUUUAUUAGACUGGUAUUUCGAUGGGAAGCCGCAGUUCGCUACAAAUGUUUAUUUCACUUUUGUGGAGGAUUUUCUAACCCAGAAAAAAUAA